Messenger RNA from Henningerozyma blattae CBS 6284, 717 nucleotides. RefSeq names its product dolichyldiphosphatase (gene CAX4). The record is from RefSeq and is a predicted model, not a curated record. The transcript has a single exon. Bases 1 to 717 code for a protein of 238 amino acids. Gene Ontology annotation, molecular function: sphingosine-1-phosphate phosphatase activity. Lineage: Eukaryota; Fungi; Ascomycota; Saccharomycetes; Saccharomycetales; Saccharomycetaceae.
AUGAACAACAUUACGGAUCUUAAUCCAAAUAUUAUUCCAUUUGAUGAUACCUAUAUUCUUUAUGAUCCAAGUGACCUAAUCUCUUUCUUGAGUGCUUAUUUUUCACUUUUGCCAAUCUUAAUAUUAACGUUUUAUUUAUCAUGGUUCAUUUCUACAAGAGAGCUAGAAGCGUGCAUUAUGGCUGCAGGACAGUUAGCUAAUGAAAUCUUUAAUAAUAUUAUCAAAAAUAUAAUUAAACAGCCGCGUCCAAUUUCAUUCGGUGAUUCCUUCCAAAAUGAUACUUUGCGUUCUGGCUAUGGCAUGCCAAGUGCUCAUUCACAAUUUAUGGGUUUUCUUUUUAUCUAUAUUUCAUUAAAAUAUACUUUAUCUUGGAAAGAUUUAAGCGUAUGUAAAAGGAAAUUAGGCAUAGUAUUUUUUGCAUUAUUAGCAUUCUGUGUUUGCUCAUCAAGAGUUUAUCUAAUGUACCAUUCCAUUGAUCAGGUAUUUAUCGGAUUUUGUAUCGGAUUAUGUACUGGUUCAAGCUACUAUCUUUUAGUUGGGAUUCUAAGAGAAAUAGGGAUAAUUAAUUGGGUUUUAUCUUGGUGGUUAGCAAGAAGAUUGUAUAUUAAAGACUCUUAUAAUUUAGCACCUUUAUCUUUAAGAGAAGAGUAUGAUGCAUAUUUAUUGAGGUUGACACAAUAUUCAGCAGGAAGUGUAGAUUCUAAGAAGGUGAAUUAA